This is a messenger RNA of Prinia subflava (tawny-flanked prinia), 1603 nucleotides long. RefSeq names its product Fc receptor-like protein 3. The transcript has 10 exons. The record is from RefSeq and is a predicted model, not a curated record. Bases 1 to 1413 code for a protein of 470 amino acids. Lineage: Eukaryota; Metazoa; Chordata; Aves; Passeriformes; Cisticolidae. Gene Ontology annotation, biological process: cell surface receptor signaling pathway. Gene Ontology annotation, cellular component: plasma membrane. Gene Ontology annotation, molecular function: transmembrane signaling receptor activity.
AUGGCCGGGAAGGUGGCACUGCUCCUGUGGGCCCAGACCCUCGGCCUCACUGGUGCCCAGACCACCCAGCUCCUGGUGAAGCCCCCCUGGACACCGGCAGUGCUGUGGGACCCGGUGACACUGACCUGCUGGGGCUUGGGGACCGCCGGUGCCACCACCUGGUACAAGGAUGGGCGGCGCUGGAGGCAGAAGGGACCCGACCGCCUCAUUGUCACCGAGAGUGGCACCUACACGUGUGACAGACCCGGCAGUGGGCUCAGUCCCCCUGUGACAGUCUUAGAUGGCUCAUUGGUGCUGCAGGUGCCAGCACGACCACUGCUGGAGGGGGACACAGUGACACUGCGCUGCCGGCGCUGGAGGGACACGUCGGUCACCACGGUGAGAUUCUACCGUGGGGACGAGGAGGUGAGGGAGUCCCUCAGCGGGACCGAGCUGUCCCUGUCCCCUCUGCAGCUGCACCACAGCGGCCGCUAUCGCUGCAAGGGCUGGGUGAACUCCAAGGUGUCACGGGGGUGGCAGGAGUCGGCGCCGGUGACAGUGACAGUGCACGGGGUCCCGCUCUCGGGGGUGUCCCUGUCAGCACAGCCCCCCGGGGGACAGGUGGCACUGGGGGACCGCCUGGUGCUGAGCUGCGCGGUGGCCACAGGGACAGGUCCCCUGUCCUUCACCUGGCACCGGGGGGGCUCGGGGGCACCGCUGGGCACCGGCCCCCACCUGGAGCUGAGCCACGUUGGGGACAAUGACAGUGGCCACUAUCACUGCCAGGUCAGCAAUGGGGACAGCGUGGCCGAGAGUGUCCCUCUGAAUGUCACCGUCCUGGUGCCUGUGGCCAAUGCCACCAUCACCCCCAGUCCCCUGUCACACCAGGUGCACACAGGUGACCCCGUGACCCUGCGCUGCUCGGUGCAGGUGGGCUCAGCCCCUGUCACCUUCACCUGGCUGCACAACGGGCAGGAGGUGGCCCGGGGUCCCUUCCUGGAGCUUGGGGACGUCGAUGUGGGACAUUCGGGCACCUACCAGUGCGUGGCCACCAACCAGCUGGGACAGGACGGGCACUGGGUGUUCCGGGCACUCAGCCCUGAGCUGGCCCUGGAGGUGACCCCUGCCUCACCCUGGGUCACAGCAGUGGCCGCAGGGGUCAGCGGGUCCCUCCUGUUCGUGGUCCUGGUCGUGGCUGUCAUCAGGGGCUGGCACCCGUUGAACAACGCGGCCCUCAGGAAGCAGCAGGAAAGGCCCCCCCUGGAGCCCCCGGGUUUCCCAGAGGAGGGGGAGGUGCUGUACGCCCACAUCGUGGCCACCGAGCGGGCAGGGGGGCCCCCCCGUGCCACAGCCCCCCAGGUGACCUACGCGGAGCUGCCGGGACCCCACGGACGACAGCGGGACCCCAGUGACAUCUGCGAGAACGUGCUGUGACACUGGGGGCACUGCGGGCACUGCAGGCCCCUGCCCGAGGGCACCCCCCGUGUGGGUUCCUCUCUCCCCGGCUCCCGUGGGUGCCCACGAGUGGGGUCCCUUGUGGGACUGCCCAGAGCUUCCUGUUACAGUGCUCCCAGCGCUCCCAGUGCUCCCAGUACCGCCAGGGGCUCCCCAUUCCUUCCCCCAG